Messenger RNA from Oncorhynchus masou masou (cherry salmon), 1302 nucleotides. RefSeq names its product biogenesis of lysosomal organelles complex-1, subunit 5, muted (gene bloc1s5). The transcript has 5 exons. The record is from RefSeq and is a predicted model, not a curated record. Gene Ontology annotation, cellular component: transport vesicle; BLOC-1 complex. Bases 269 to 733 code for a protein of 154 amino acids. NCBI's taxonomy places the organism in Eukaryota, Metazoa, Chordata, Actinopteri, Salmoniformes, Salmonidae.
GUAGUUCGAGAAUUUGUAUCAGCUGACUUUAAAUCAGCUGACAACAGUUGCAGUUUUGGUUUUUGCUAGAAUAUAUUUAAGCUACGCUGGAGCUAAAUAUUUGCCAAUUCGCAUAUGAUAAAUUGCAUGUAAAUAUCUACCUUGUCGAAAAUAGGUUGAAAGAUAGCUUAGCAAGCUCAUUCUAUCCUAACCAACUGCUAAACAAAGCAUUUCACGUGUUGUCGAGGUUUAAAGUAACUAUUUGAUUUUUGUGUAUUAACGCGUAACUAUGGACAAAAUAGCAAAAGAUGUUGGUGAUAUUCAGUCCAGGCUAAUAGACCAUAGGCCUGUCAUACAAGGGGAGAUCCGCUACUUUGUGAGAGAAUUUGAGGAGAAACGUGGAUUCAGAGAGAGCCGUUUGUUGGACAACCUGAACAAAAUGGUAGUGGAGACCAAUGAGCAGAUGUUGCCCAAGUGUUCAGAACACAUGCAUCAACACCUCUUUGAGGCUCUCACCCGAUUGGAGGCUGCGAAUCACAUGUCACAGAGGAUCCAGCAGAGGGCGCUAGAAGCACAGCAGAGCACCCAGCUGCAGGUGACCAUAGACAGACGGAAGGAAGACUGGGAUGAGUUUCUGAAGGAGCAGCAGCGUCUGAAGGAGGAGGUGGACGAGGAGCACGCCAAGGCUGUCGGACGUCUCAGCGUCAUGUACAGCGAGAUGAAGAAGGAUCUGGCCAAGUUCUCCCGCUUCUGAUCCUCUGUGUGUACGUCCAUGUGUGUCUGUCCCACAGGAGGUUGGUGGCACCUUAAUUGGGGCGGACGGCCUCGUAGUAAUGGCUGGAGCGGUAUAGGUGGAAUGGUAUCAAAUACAUGUUUGGUGCCAUUCCAUUCGCUCCGUUCUGGCCAUUACUAUGAGCUGUCCUCCCCUCAGCAGCCUCCUGUGGUCUGUAUGCUUGUGUGAAAUGAAGGUAUUGCCUUUGGUUGAUGCGGUACAUAGUCAUUGGCACUAACAGAGGAUUUCUGAGCACUAGUGCUGCACAAAAGUCCACAUUUUCCAGAUCACAAAUAACAAAGUGUGAUUAACAAUGUGGCAUUUUCACAGGCCAUCAAAAUCAACAUUUUCUGUCCUAAGCACAUGGAAUAUGUAAACUUAUGGAAAAUGUCAUUUUUAAACUAGCAAUAACAUGAUUUUUCCUUGGUUGUGAAGCUUUUUACAUCUUGAGUUUUUUUAUGGAAUCAUACUUUGAUGUGUGGAUAGAUGUGUUUGCCUUUAGCUGUAUAAGAAAAUAAACUGGGAUUUGGCUCUGAGGUGAUAUAUUUAAA